CCAAAUAUUUUGUGUUGUACGGACACUGGACGCCCUACUAUCCAUUUCUCUGCCGAUCAUCAUCUUUUUCUUGCAGAAGAGGCAAAAUGUUCAAAUCUGAGCUUAACCAGCUAUGUCAACGUAAUCUAUGGGGACUUCCCGAAUAUUCCAACUCAAAAGACGGCCCGGAUCAUGAUCCGUGCUUCAAUUCCGUAGUUAUCGUCAACGGCGUUAGCUUUCAGUCCCCAAAUAUCUGUCGAACUGUUAAAGCAGCUCAGAAUUGCGCCGCCGAGCUUGCUUUCAAUCACUUUUCUGGAUCCUCCUCCUCCAAGGACACUUCUUCCGCUAGCCAUCCUCUGCCUUCCGUAACACUUACUCAAGGAAAUGUGAUGCAACGUCCUCUUACUCCUGUUGAAGUGAAAGACAACAAGAACACUCCAGGAAAUGUUAUGCAACGUCCUCUUACCCCUGUUGGAGUGAAAGACAACAAGAACACUCCAGCCGGACAACAUAUGUAUAAGAGUCGGCUACAAAAAUAUGCGCAAAAGAGAAACAUGGGUUUUCCUGUAUAUUCAUUUGAGCGUCAAGGUCCUUCACAUAUUAGUCAGUUCAAGUGUAAAGUUACUGUUGGUGGACAAACUUAUGAGGAUCCAAUGUUUUAUUUCACCCUCAAAGAAGCUGAAAAUGCUGCAGCCAAAAUUGCUUGGGAACAAGUUUCACCCAAUGAAGAUCAGGAGGAUGAAUCGGUUCUGUAUAAAAAUCUCUUACAAGAAUUGGUUAAAAAAAGAGGCUUCAUUCCAUGUUAUGAGACAAAAGGAACUGGUCCAUCUCACAUUCCUGUUUUUGUCGCAACCGUGAAAGUAGGUGACAAAGUGUAUCAAGGGCUACCUGCCACGAGCAAAAAACAGGCAGAGAUGAGUGCAGCAAAGUCAGCCUUUGAUUUUCUUAAAGAUGAACCACUACAUUUAACUGAACACCGCCAGCAGAAUGGUUGCACCAAGGACAGUCUGCAACGUGGACCAUUGCAUUUAAAUGAACAGCAUCAGCAGAUAGUUUGCACCAAGGAAGAUCUGCCAAUGGGACCAUUGCAUUCAUAUGAAAAACAUCAGCAGUAUGGUUUCACCAAGGAAAAUCUGCAAAUGGGACCACUGCAUUUAACUGAACACCGCCAGCAGAAUGGUUGCACCAAGGACAGUCUGCAAUGUGGACCAUUGCGUUUAAAUGAUCAGCGUCAUCAGAAAGUUCGCACAGAGGAAAAUCUGCAAAUGGGACCAUUGCAUUUAAAUGCAAAACAUCAGCUGAAUGGUUUCACCAAGGAAAAUCUGCAAAUGGGACCAUUGCAUUUAAUUGAAAAAUCUCAGCAGAAUGGUUGCACCAAGGAAACUCUGCAAAUGGCUACAAAAGUUCUGAACGAGCCAACUACCAAAACUGCUGGCUUUAGCUAUCCUCCGCCCAUGCCAACAGCAGUUAAAGAUGGAAAAAGGCCAAGGAGCCCAACAUCAUGUGAUAAUGUACCUCUAGCUGGAGAGGAUCAGAUGACUGCAGAUAAUAGGACUCAUCAUAUGAUUUUGGUCUACCCAAGAUCAAAGAUGCCAAAUUUGCGGGAAAACGACACUACUGUUUCCGUGCCUUAUGCCCAUGACAAUUGGGUUGCUGUUAAGAUGGAACACAAAUCUCAAAUCUAGUUUUCGAUGACAAUUGGGUUGCUGUUAAGAUGGAACACAAAUCUCAAAUCUAGUUUUCUUUACUCCUAAUGUUAUACUCUGUGAUAGAUUAUAACCUCCCUGUGAAACUUAAGCUAUUGACUUGUGUAAACUUCUGUGUAAUGUUUUCUUUCUAUUUGGGAACAUGUAGCUUAAACCUUAAAUUUUAAACUCUCAAAACUUAAGCUAAUGACAGUUAAGGUUUAAUUGAUAGCUAAUAUCAUUAUCUCUUGUUAGAUUCUUAAUUGAAAUACAUGAUAUGAUAUUGGUCUA
Impatiens glandulifera is the source of this 1955-nucleotide messenger RNA. RefSeq names its product double-stranded RNA-binding protein 1-like. The transcript is spliced from 14 exons. Lineage: Eukaryota; Viridiplantae; Streptophyta; Magnoliopsida; Ericales; Balsaminaceae. The record is from RefSeq and is a predicted model, not a curated record. Bases 87 to 1664 code for a protein of 525 amino acids.